AUAUUAGAAGGUUUCAAUAAUCCGAACCCAGAUAAAAUUAAUGAAGAUAGACAAAAAUUGAUGAAUGGGGUGUUUUUUGCAUCAAUAAUACCAACGUGUGAAGUGUGUAGUACAUUAAAAGUGUUCUUAGCUCAAGGAUUUGAAAAUAAUGUUGAAAUUGGCCAAAUGAUAUUUAUUGGACCUGGAUUGUACUUGAUCUUACCAUUUACGAUUCCAGCACUCAUAAUCCCAACUUCUACUGCUAACUUAGAACAUGCAUCUCGACUCAUUCGAACACUCUUAUGUUUAUGA
This is a messenger RNA of Scutellospora calospora, 291 nucleotides long. The record is from the annotation of a GenBank genome assembly. Lineage: Eukaryota; Fungi; Glomeromycota; Glomeromycetes; Diversisporales; Gigasporaceae.